Molecule: messenger RNA, 457 nt
Organism: Oppiella nova
Lineage: Eukaryota; Metazoa; Arthropoda; Arachnida; Sarcoptiformes; Oppiidae
Source: the annotation of a GenBank genome assembly
UGACAUUGUGUACGUGGAUGUGGCACACCCUAUGUCCAGAGGCCGACCCACACAGCACUGGAAGAAUAAAAUGGAUUCAAUACUUAGGAUAAUCGCUGAGUUUCAGCGCUCUGUUUAUGACAAUCUUACAAUUAUGCCAAACGUUCAAAAAUACUUACUGUCCGUCAGAUAUAUAGAAGAGCUCCAGAAAUUCCUCGAAGAGGACAACUUUAAUUUAUCACUGAGUCUGGAGCCACCGGUAAAUGACGGCAAAAGUACUUUCUAUGUGCGAGAUAACAGUCAAACUGUGCGAUCACUCAACGAUUCCAAGAACCAAACGAUUACGGACUACGAGUCGUCCAGUCGUUUGUCCGUCAGUUUCAAUAGCGCCGACAGUCAGACAAACGGCAACUCAAUGCCGGGUUAUACUAAUAAUAAGCGAAAGUCAUUCUCUGUCGGCCACCGAAAGGCCCACAGU